Molecule: messenger RNA, 945 nt
Organism: Phaeoacremonium minimum UCRPA7
Lineage: Eukaryota; Fungi; Ascomycota; Sordariomycetes; Togniniales; Togniniaceae
Exons: 1
Coding region: 1-945 (314 amino acids)
Source: RefSeq, a predicted model, not a curated record
AUGCCUCCCUCAUUACCUCAAGUGUCGAUACGCUCGAUACCAUCAGCAAUACAACCAUCGACAGCUCUCAAUGGCUCCGUCCCCCGAGCCUUCUCGACCUCCUCGGUCCGCCUAAACACACACAUCCCUCCCGAAUCCCCCAAGUUCAUCAAGGUCCCGACACCUCCCCAGUCCGCCGAGGUCAAGAAGCCCUGGCAGAAGGGCACUCUCCCCGUCGCCCGCGACAUCUUCCACAAGCGUGCCGGCGGCGCAGGCAAGGUCGCGGCCGGCUACGUCGAGCGAACGGCACCUCGAUCUGCCGCCGAGGCCGCCGGCCAAGCGCCCAGGUCCGACGUCGACGCCUGGAAGCGCAGCAUGGCCGAGUCUCGCCGGCAGUCGCUCGCCGCGGGUCUGCAGGGCUUGUGGAAGCGCAAGCAGCGGCGCGAGCGCCUCGCGGGCGCCAAGGCGCAGGCCAACUUCGAGCGCAACCGCGCCGCGGCGCUGGCGCCCGAGGGCCAGGACGACGUGCUGACGCGGUCAUCCGUGCGGCUGCACACGUCGCAGAACACGGCAGUGGCUCCCGAUCCGGAGCGGCCGGCCAAGAUCGCCGAGUCGGCGGCGCGCACAGCGGCAUUGCUUGCGGCCAAGUCGGAGGCGAGGAAGGACGCACUGCAGCAGCUGUACAUUGCUGCGGGGGACUUCAUCGUCACGGAGGCGGAGCUGGAAGCCAAGAUCAACGAGCUCUUCGAUGAGAAGUACUGGGAGCGCCAGGGCAGCCAGCGCGGCUUCUUCGGAUCCGAGAAUGCCUGGGAUGCCUAUGGUCCACCGAUCCAGGUGCGCAACAUGCUGGAUGAGCUGAAUCGCACCCAGCAGCGGGCGAUGGACUUCAACACUACCGACUUGAGCCGAACAGCAAAGAGACAAAAGACCGUGACAGAGGAGUUGACCGGCGGAAAGAUGGAGUGA